Messenger RNA from Monoraphidium neglectum, 417 nucleotides. RefSeq names its product Photosystem I reaction center subunit N. Gene Ontology annotation, cellular component: chloroplast photosystem I. Gene Ontology annotation, biological process: photosynthesis. The coding region runs from base 1 to 417 and encodes 138 amino acids. The record is from RefSeq and is a predicted model, not a curated record. The transcript is spliced from 8 exons. NCBI's taxonomy places the organism in Eukaryota, Viridiplantae, Chlorophyta, Chlorophyceae, Sphaeropleales, Selenastraceae.
AUGGCUCUCCGCGCCUCCGUCAACCGCAGCGCUGUGGUGGUCCGCGCCUCCGCUGAGCCCCGCCAGGCCCUCGGCGCCCUGGCCUUCGGUGCCACCUUCGCGCUCUCGGCCAUGCUGACCGCCGCGCCCGCCAAGGCCGACAUCACCGCCGACCUGCUGGCCAAGUCGGCCGAGAACAAGGCGCUCAACAACAAGAAGCGCCUGGCCACCAGCAGCGCCAACGUCGCGCGCUCGAGGACCGUCGCCGACGGCACCUGCAGCUUCCCCACCAACUUCUUCGGCUGCGACGAGACCUCCGCCCGCUUCACCGGCGGCGUGAGGUUCAUCCAGGACGACGUUGACCUGGAGUGCGCGGGCACCGCCAACGGCCGCUGCGCCAGCAAGGUCAACCACAACUACGGCGCCAAGGGCUUCUAA